Molecule: messenger RNA, 31017 nt
Organism: Porites evermanni
Lineage: Eukaryota; Metazoa; Cnidaria; Anthozoa; Scleractinia; Poritidae
Source: the annotation of a GenBank genome assembly
CAUGUUGUUGCACUGCAGAUUCUGUGCAGUUUCCUUGCCAGCCUUCCACCAGCUGAGGGUAUAAGCUGUUAUUCAUGCCUAGAGUAUCCAGGCUCGAGCCAAACAUGCAGCAACCCUUCCAUAAUUCAAUGCGGACCCUAUUACGACUCUUGUGUAGCUAUGAACGUUACAUCCAACAUAAUGGGGAUUCAUUCUUCAGCAGCCUUGAAAAACUGCUCGAUAUCUAACCAUCAGUGCAACGCAAGCUAUGUCUGUGGCCUAGUGAACAGCUCCAUAUCUCAAUCAAAUGGAACCCUACUCUCAUGCUCAUUGAACUGUUGCUAUGGAGAUCUUUGCAAUGGGCAAGGUGGAGGAGGUAUCCUAUCUCUCUCUCUUUUUUUAUCAUUUUUCGUAAUGUCGUGGUAUAAUAUAUAGAUUUAGCCACAGCUAAAAGCGAAGCUCCCAUUGAUAAAUUUAUAACUUAAAUCAAACAGUAAUUUUGUAUUCCACAAAUCAGUUAACUUAAGGGCACAUUCAUGUGACUUUUGAGGGAAAAGCUAAGUGAUUUUGGAGUGAAACAAACCUUGCAUCGAGUUGAUAUAGCCUUAUAUGUACAGCCAAAAAAACAAUUUUUCGGUCACAUUCAUGAGCAAUAAUGGCUCUUGAUCACAGUAGAUAAGGCGUGGAAAACAAAUUCUUGGAAAACAAAUCAGGCCGAAUUUUUUUGCGUUCGACAAGUUUACAAAUUCUUGCCAAUAAAUCUGGGUGCGUGAAAACCAUUCUUUUAAUUAUUUAUUUAUUUUUAUACACCACAUCUGAGAGAAAGAGUACUAUUAAGCGCUUUUUUUAUCAUACAGUCCUCGUACAAAAUGCAGUAUUUCACAAUUUUUCAAGACAAAUUGCAUGCAUUCAAUACUCAGGACCAUCGAAGCACGCGUGGACUUUUAAUCAGCGAAGCCGUUCAAAAAAUGUCCAAAAUCAAAUAUACGGCCAGCCGGUUCUAACUUUUGACAAGCGCCAAAUUUGCGAAGAAAUUUUAGAAGAGUUACGCUUCAACGUGAUAAAGAAUUUAUUGAGUCUUUUUUUUCUUAAUGGUUUUAUAACGAUGUGUAAUUUUAAAAAGCGUUUGAUACGCUCGGCAUUUUGAGUACUCCUGCAAGCGAUGUUUAUGAACGCCUGAAAACAAACGGCAAAGCGAUGAAAAUUACACUUUUGAGACUACCAACAAUCAAUAACGAAAUAUAAUUCGGUAGAACAUUUACAGAGACAACAAUUUUCAUUCACGAAAGCAAAUGAGUAUUUAAGUGUCUCUAAGAAUCCUCAAGUCUUUACUAGUAAGCUUAAAGAUUAAGUUUAUGUUUUAAGCCGCCGGUUUCCCGGUGUUUGCUUUUUUUAAAGAUGAACUCAAGACAAGAAAAUCGCUCAAAGCUUUCUUUCUACAGCCAAAAUUAUAACUAAAUAUUAUUCGGAAAGUUUUUUCUUUCUAUUUACGGUGAAUUAAUAUCGACUAAAGGCUUUUUAAAGUUUUGUAAGCUUAAGCAUAUGUCAAACCUCAUACUAGGUCAGAUCAGUGUCUCAGUCAAAUCUUAAUACAAACGUGUAUAAACUAGCUUCAUAAUCUGCGCCGCUGGACUUCAUGAAAUUAGAUAAUAUAUAGAUUUAGCUAGGGCUAAAAGCGAAGCUCCCAUUAAUAAAUUUAUAAUUUAAAUCAAACAAUAAAAUUGUAAUCCACAAAUCAGUUAACUUAAGGGCACAUGUGACUUUUUAGGGAAAGCUAAGGCUGAGUGAUUUUAGAGUGAAAAAAAAUCUUACAUCGAAUUGAUAGCCGUAUAUAUACACCCAAAAAAUAGCAAUCAUCUUCGAUCACGUUUAAGAGCCAUAAUGGCUCUUGAUCACAGUAGAUUAGGCCUGGAAAACGAAUUCUUGGAAAAGAAAUCAGGCCGAUUUUUUUGCGUUCGACAAGUUUACUUAACAAAAUCUUGCCAACAACUCUGGGUGCGUGUAAACCAACAUUUCAUACUUUUUAUACAUCACAUCUGAUGUGAAACAGUAAUAUGAGGCGCUCUUUUUAUCAUACAGACCUCAGACAAAAUGCAGUAUUUCACAAUUUUUCAAGACAAAUUGCACUCAUUCAAUAUUCAGAACCGCACGAAGUACGCGUGGGCUUUUAGCAAAACCGUUCAAAAAAUUUACAAAAUCACCUAUACGGCCAGCCGGUUCUCACUUUUGACAAGCGCCAAAUUUUCAAUGAACAUUAAAAGAGUUACGCUUCAACAUAAUAAAGAAUUUAUCGUGUUUAUUUUUUUUUAUUUAAUGGUUUUAUAACCGGCGGUGUGUAAUCUUAAAAAGCGUUUGAUACGCGCGGCAUUUUGAGUACUCCUGCAAGCGAUGUUUAUGAACGACUGAAAACAAACGGCAAAGCGAUUAAAAUUGCAAGAGACUCCUAACAAUCAAUAAAAGAAAUGUAAUUCGGUGAAACACUUACAGAGACAACAAUUUUCAUUCACGAAGACUAGUAUUAAAGCGUCUCUAAAAAUCCUGAGUCUUCAAGCUUAAGCUUAUAAAGCUUUUAGCCGGCUUCCUGGUGUUUAUUGUUUUCAAAGAUGAACUGGAGGCAAGAAAAUUGCUCAAAGUUUUCUUUCUACAGCCAAAAUUAUAACUAAUUACUCGUCGGAUCGUUUUUUCUUUCUAUUUGCGGAGAGAAAAUAUCGACUAAAGGCUUUUUAAAGGUCUGUAAGCUUAUAUCAAACCUCAUACUAGAUUAGAUCAAAAUUAUAACUAAUUACUCUUCGGAUCGUUUUUUCUUUCUAUUUGCGGAGAGAAAAUAUCGACUAAAGGCUUUUUAAAGGUCUGUAAGCUUAUAUCAAACCUCAUACUAGAUUAGAUCAUUGUCUCAGAUCUUAAUACAAACGUGCAUAAACUAGCCUCAUAAACUGCGCUCGACUUCAUGAAAUUAGAUGUUAAACAACAGACACAUACACCGAAUACAAUAAUACUGAGGCUUACCAUUCGAGAUGCAGCUCCUGAAAGCUAUCAAGUAAGGCCAGAAUCGCUUGAGGGACUUUUCAACCCGCAUCCAGCAAAACGAAAACGAUGUCAUCCGAAAUCGGAUUUCCAACUUUGACAAGCGGCACAUUUCUCAACCAAAAAUUCAAUAAACAAACCAGCCAUGAAUAACAGAAGACUGUUGAUAGCAGCUGUAUUUCAUUUUGCGCAUCCAGUGAAAAAAGACAGUAAAAAAAUAUCACAAGAUGACAAAAAACUCUGUCAGCUUCAGCUGUCAAAGUGAACAAGUUUCAAGAUGCUGUAUAAAUUUUCUGCAUGAACACACCUGUCAAAUUUUGACCAAUCAGAGCAUAAAAAUUGGACGGUCUUAGAGCGUGAUGAACGCGUGACUAUGGUGAGAAAAGUGAAAAGCUUCUGUCUCCCUUGCUUGUAUUUUUAAAUGACUGGCUGAAUUUUCGCGUCCGAGAUCAGUUUGAAUUCAAAAUGUUAAUAGUGCGGGGCCAUAGUGACAUUAACACAACACUUUCUGUCAUCAUAUCAUUAUUUUGCUGCCGUUCUCUUUGCCUUUGUAUUUCUCUUUCGCGUUGCCUUUGUCUAUUCAUUCUAGCUCUCUAGUUGUGCUUGCCGGCGUUUUUCACUAUAGUUUUCUCUCGUUCUUCUCACCCUGACUCUUUCUACUUGCCGACCUUCUUCGCUAAAAUUUUUUCUUCUUCUUCUACUUCUAACGCCCUCUCUUUGGCGAUCGUCUUCGCUUGCUCUACGCGUGUUGACUCUUGCUCUCUGCCGUUCAUCUUCUCUUUGCUCUUUGGUUAAAACCUGUCGUCUACACGCUAAAAUCUCUCUGCUGUUGUUUAUUUCGUAAGUUGUAAUAGAAAGUUAUAAACGCUUUGUCAAAAAAUCUUUUUCCUAAGUUGCUUUGAAAUUUAUUUUUUCAAAACCAGUUGAGCGAAAUAAUUGCGCGACGUUGCGCCACGCGAUUUCCCGCCAAAAAAUCUCUACUUUCCCCUACCCCAAGGGUCCAUGCGGACUACUUUCCACUACCCGGAAAGUCCAUACGGACGGACGUACGCUGACGUCAUAACCAAACUUUCUCGGAUGGAUAGUUUACCAAAUUAUCUUAGUUAUGGUGCUCCGCUCGCGCGCGUUUUGCGCGCGCAAGCAGCUCCGCUAUAAAUACAAUAAUUAAUCAGGCUUACCAUAUUUCGAGAUUCAGCUGCUGAAAGCUAUCAAGUAAGGCAAGGAUCGCUUGAACCUUUAUAAUUCUCGUACGCAUCAAGCAAGGUGAAAAACAAAAACGAUGCCAUCCGAAAUCGGAUUAUCGGCUUUGACAAGCGACGCAUUUCUCAACCAAAAACCCAAUAAACAAACCAGCCACGAAUAAGAGAACACGCUUGAUAGCAGCUGUAUUUGGUGGAAAAUAACAGUUAAACACAUCACAUCACAAGUUGACUCAAAACUCUGUCAGCUUCAGCUGUCAAAGUAAACAACUUUCAAGAUGCUGCAUAAAUUUUACGCAUGAACUCACAUGUCAAAUUUUAACCAAUCAGAGCAUAAAAAUUGGACGUGGAGCGUGACCAACACGUGACCAUGGUGGGCAGCGGAUACCCUGUUUUGACAGCUGUCAAUUGAUGACAACAUUGAUGUGCAAUGAGCUUUUCUGGGUUCCCAAAGUAGCUAGAAAGUGUGAGAGUAAACAUUGGUAUACCUGUGGUGCGGACGGACGGGCAGCGGGCGGGCCGACGGGCGGGCGGGUGGUGUACGGUCACGUGAUUACCAAAUUUUCUGGGAUGGGUAGAUUUACUGUACUUACCCAUGGUGCUCGCAGGCGUGCUUCACGCGCCAGAGCUCCGCUAAUAGCGGCAUACAAUGAAAAAAAAAGUAAUGAAAGAUAUUUAAGAAAUGGUAAACGUGCAGCGUGCAACCAUGGAGUUAUGGAUGCACGCGGGAGGUUGCUAAGCACGAAAGAAGCGUAAGAGUCGUACGAGGCGAUAGCCGAGUGCGACUCUAGCUUCUUGAGUACUUAGCAAACCUCCCAAGUGCAUCCAUAACUCCAUGGUUGCACAGCUGCAACGUUUACCAUUUCUUUUAUAACAUAAUCAAAAGAGAAAAACAUUAUCUUCCAUUUGCCUUCGGUUGAGUCAUCGGUACGAGUUCAUGUAUGCUACCAUCUUCCCGCGCGUAAACAAAUCAUGUUCUAUGUUUUUCAAAAACUUGCCUUUGAGUUUUUGUUUCGCUGAAUCAAUCGUUCUCCGUCGUCAGGUAAAUUGCAAAACGUUUUUCGUUGUUAUUCUAAAUGGCAUCUGUCUACUCGCUCUUAAUAUUAGGGUAAAAAUUUUCAGGGAAAACUAUAGAUGCAACUAUAAACACCAACUAAAAAGACUCUAAAAAAUAAGCUAAAACUAAAUAAAUGAAAUAAUUAUCGAGCUUAUUUAUGCGACAAUUUUUGAAAUAAACGUAAAGGAGAAAUAGGAAAAUUUGACUGUAAUUCCUUUAGAAUAACAGGUAACACUAAUUUUAAAAAGAAAUUAACUAGCUUUGUAUCAAGAUCUGUCUGGGGAAAUCCAGCUAUGAAAGUCAAAGUUGAAACUGAAAUUCGCCGACACACACCCGGCGCUGAAGCUGUUGUUUUUCGACCGUUCUCUGAACGACUGUUAUGAAUGAACACUGAGGAACAAAAUAAUACACACAGAAGUUAUUUUUUGAAACAUUUAUUUGAAAACCCAAAUGUUUCUGUACUCAAAUGAAAUUCGCUUAUUCCAGCGUAAUGUGCCCGUUUAAACUCAACUAAAAUUUUUCAUCGAUGCGAUAAAAACUUCACAACAAAGCUGUCUCGAAUUUGAGCUUGUUUCUUAAAAUAUUUGCUAUUACAUAAUAUUUAGCAUCAGCUUGGCCAAAAAGUCAAUAACACAAUGCUAAUUGCUAAAUUUACAUUUCAAACAGACUUUCUCUUCCAUAAAAAAAACACACAAAAUGAACCUUAAAUCUUAACUCGCUCGAUUUUAUAUUCAGCCGAUUCUAGGCCCGAGGAAAACAGUGAUUAAUUCAUCCAGGGCAAAUUUGUCGCUUGAUCUUUUGUCUUUUUUCCUUCAAAACGACAGCUUAGUAUGUUCUCCGACUUCCACUUCUCAUCUGUGCAUUUUAUCGGUGUAUUUUACCGUCAGGAGAGGAGAUUUGUUGAAUUUACCUAAAUUUUACCGCGCUAGCUCAGUUACUUGGGGUGCACCCACGGUCAAAUGGUACUGGCUAACUGACCAAUCAGAGAGCGCGAUUUACUUUUGUUAUGUUAUAAAUAUAAUUGCCUAGCAUUCGGGCCGUGAUCUCUUCACUACUUUAAUUUGAUACACUUUCAUUGUUGCCUUUACGCGUCGGCAGGGUAAGGGUACUUUCUCAUAUGUCAGAGCCGAGAAAACUUGGUUUUACGAUAUUGAGGUCAGAAAUUUAGGUUCCGGGCUUUGGCUAGUAAAAUAGGUACGUAAUAUAGUCUUAUCACUACUCACAAUCUCAUCAUUUAAAAUGUCCUCAAUAUAGAGGCCUUUCAAGGGGGUAUAAGCGACAGGCGUAGUAUAUCCCGAAUACAUCCCUGAGGAAGUUACCAACAACUACAAAAUCAAAAUAACUUUACUUAAGGGUUUUACAAGCAUAUGACAGUUAAUUUUAUUUAUUUACCAGGGAUAUCUUUAUUUACUUAUUUAUUCAUUUAUUUGUGUAUUUUCAGUCAUAUAGCCGAUGUAAACCAUUACUUGAUUCGCACAACUUUAUCAAAACAACAGUUGUGGAAGUUAACAUUGUAUUUUAAGGCUUUUGCAUCCAUUUCUCUAAAUAUACAAGUAAAUGAAAUUUACUCUAAAUCUGAUUAAAUAUCAGGGGAAAUUUCUUAUAACUUGCAUUUUGUACUUGUCGUGCUUUAUAGGAAACGUAACCUUGCCUCCAUGGACAAACCCACCGCCGACAACUUAUCAUCCACCGUUCACCACUCAGAGCCCUUCAGGUGAAAGAUAUUUUAAUUUAUUAUAAUUAUAAGUAUAGACUACGAGUAGUCCCCCAUUUUUCCUCAGGGAUAGUAGAGCGAGCGAAACUCGAGCGCGCGUGAAAAUCACCCCACACGAGAAAAUACGACACGCGGCGGAGAGAGAGAAAAAUGAGGGACUACAGGCGAAGCCCAAGCUUUUGACCCUUCGCGGCCGACUGAUUUCGUAUCCCCUUCAAAAUUAAUUAAGCGCAUCCAAUGGGAUUCCUUCCCUCACUGAGCUAUCAUUGCUCUUGUCAUCGGUAAACUGCGGGGAUAUUUAUUGCAAGCAAAAGAAAACGGCUGUUUCGUGUGAAGAACUUGAGAGGGUAGGCAACACACGACUCUUACUGAUGCCAAACUGCUGCUUGUUCCUAUGAAUUUUUUUUCUGACGGGUAGAUUAUGCUCUGGAGAAAAACUUUUUGACUGAGCAAAUGUGAUUUUUGCCGCUUAUUUCAUACUGAGAGGUCGUGACACGCAUAUUAAUUUUCUGCGGUUAUUGUUUAUGGCAUGAUUUGCCCUCCCAUGCAAGAGCAUUUUCUUUGACCUCUUUUGAAAAGUAAGGCUCUUCAAUGCGGCUAAAUAUGGGUCUUGGGUUGCCUAAUUUCUCCGGAGAUUGCCUCCUGGAUCUGAAUAAUUUUAAGCGAUUUUCUUUUUGGCCGUGAAUGUGAAGGUUUCCUGCGAUUUUUUGUCACGUAGAGUAAGAAGGAUAGUGAUAUCCAAAUCUCAAAGAAUGGAUUGCAGCGUAAACUAAAACUACAUCAACUAUGGAGAAUUGGGAUGUGACUCAGUCAUGACUGCUCAUGAGUUUUGACUGCCGCUUGUUUUUCUGGAGAUAACGUGAGUCUUUGGACUGGAGUGCGUAGUUCCUCCCUCGGUGAUAACUUUUGAAUAAGCUUAACAGCCUUGCGACUGUUCUGUUAUUCUCACCUUGUGAUCAGGCAAGACCAUGGUUUCGGUUCUCCAUGCGAACCUCAUCAGUUGCCGGGUUGGCUUUCUUCUUAGUUGCUUCUACAAGAGCAACUCUAGUUAUUUGUUCUGCUCUAGGUAUUUGUUGUGUAAAUUGUGAUUAUGUCGAGUGUUGAUAGCGGCUAGCGCUUUUUUGACAUAUGUUGACAGAUUUCCAUGGAAGAGCCAAUCAGAGUUUUGCGUUGUGAGAGCAACGCAUAAGUUCAAAAGUUUGGGCUUUGUCUGUAGUCCCUCAUUUUUCUCUCUCCCCGCCGCAUGUCGCCUUUUCUCGCGUGGGGUGAUUUUCACGCGCGCUCGCGUUUCGCUCGCUCUACUUUCCCUGAGGGAAAAUGGGGGACUACUCGUAGUCUAUUAUAAGUACUAAGAUUUACUCACAGAAUGACAGUGAUGAAAAAAUUGUACUGUUUUUAGACACAGCCAAUCAGCGACGGUAAAUUUUCACUAGUGAAAAGUGAUUGUACGCCCCGUCUAUCGGGAAACCACCUGACUUUAAGCGCGAAAACUGGCAAGCGCUUUUUCAUUUUAAAGAUGUUGAAAAGGUUUGGAAACGUCGGGAGCCGGGAGCCGGGGGCGGGAACAGAAGUCUGGGAACGAGUAGUCAGAGGUAGUCCGUAAAAAUCAAAAAUGGCCGAUAAGGAUCAAGGAUCAACGUCGCUAUUUUACUUGAACUAUAUGCUCAUGAGGUGCUUGAAUAAUGAGGAGGUCAGAUAAGCUUAACUUCACGACAUUUUUCACCUAUGUUUUACUAAACAUGUCCUUUUUCUCAAGCCCAAAUUAAGACAUGUUGGCGAUGAGAUAAAAACUGUAAAUCUAAUAAUAGUAUAUCAACAAACCUAUGGUGAGAAGUAAGUGCAAGUUGUAUUAUUUGCAUGUAAACCCUCUAGUGAAAAAUAGUACCCCUUUCACAAGUAAGAAUGCUGCAUCUCUUUUAACUUUUAAAUACACCCUCUUUACAAUAUGAAUAAAUCGCUGAAACAGAUGACAGAUUCCCCCCUUAUGGGGGGGGGGGGGGGGGGGGGGGAAAGAGGGGUUCGGGGGGGGGGGGAAUGGGGGGGGAGAGAGAAACACAAGGUUUUUAUCGGGGGAAGGGGGGGGGGGUUUUUUUUUUUGUAGACUUAAAACAUCGCCGGCAAUAGCCAGAGAUUUUGAUUUGUGAUGAUUAAAAAUGUCAUUAAAACCCCUAAAGAAAAAAAAUCACCCCUUACACAAGAAAAAAUGUUGCAUUUUUUUUAAUUUUUAAAACACCCCCCUUUAAAAAUAAAAAAAACGCGGGAAAAAAAAGAAAAAUCCCCCCCUUUGGGGGGGGGGGGGGGGAGGAGGUAACUGAGGAUUUGCGGUGAGUGAGAAUUAGUGCAUGCAAUGCAAUCCAAUGGUUUUAAUGCAGGAAAGGGUCGUGGGUUUUUUUUUUUGCAGAACUACAAAUGGCCGCCGAAUGACUCUGAGGUUUAGUGAUUAGAGUUAGGAAACUGAGUGAAUCAGGUUCCAUUUUGGGUCAUACUGGCAAAUUGACCUGAAACAAUUGUUUCACAAAAUAAACUGAAAUUGUUUGAUUUUCAUGUAUUAGUAGUGAAACACUUCGAUGAAAAUCGUGAAUUCUUGCAGUGUAGUAGAUCUAAUAAUAGUAAUAGCAGAACCAGAUUGUUAAAGUAGUUUUGGAAAUUUGGUGAUAAAAUGAUCAAUAAGAUUUUUCAAACCAGUAAUCUCUGUCUAAGGAAAUAGGAGACGUCUGCACACGGGAUACCUCGCUGCUUCGAUGUAUGUUACCUAUCAAGGAAAAGUCGUUCAUUCUUUGGUGGGCUAGACAGUAUAUAUUCGCUUGAGUUCAAGAUAUGUGGCUGUGCUUUGCGAGUUUUUCUCCCGACUACAUAUUCUUUCAACUGCUUUUAGAGCAUAUUUUUUUCCUACGGGUUUGUCUUUUGUUGUUGUUGUUGUUGUUUCGAGGCGGGCCCACACCCCUGGAUAUGUUAAGUAAAACGCAAAAGGUAGAAAAUGUCGACAUGAAAUUAUUGCCUCCGCAUAUUAUUUUAAGCACUUCAAGAGCAGAUAGUUCAAGUAAAAUAGCCACGCUUCUCUAUCAUCGAUCUUAUCGGUUUCUUGAUCCUUAACGGGCCAUUUAGGAUUUUUGUGGGGCUUACCGCUGACUACUCGUUUCCAGACUUACGUUCCCCGUUCCCCGCUCCCGGUUCCCUGUUCUCCAUUUUAGUAACAUGCGGUUGGCAAAAUUCUCGAUAGUUAUGAAUACCCUCGACUUCCUCUCGGGUUUGAAUAACUGUCUCGAAUUCUCCCAACCCCUCUCCCGUUUAUAUCAGGUUACAUAAAAACGGAAAACGUUUUCGCUUAAAUAAUACAUAACUGGAGAUCCCGCCUAUUAUUACGUCUCUUUGCAUUUAAGACAUUUGACGACCAGGUUCCAUUAUACCGAGAGGGUUACACCUCAUGGAGUUGAUGUGUUGCCCUAGCUUUCAUUUCUACGCAUGUAUCAUAUCUGAUCAUCAACUGAAUAUAAGUUUUCCUCGUAAAAUAUAAGAGUAAAAAAAGAGCGUAGAAGCAUAAGAGGAGAAUAUCUCCUUUUAUAUUUUGUUCGGAUAUUACGUACUUGACUGUCAAAGCUAAAUAUCCUUUUUUAAUAAUCGUGUUCGUUUUAAUGAGAUACUAUUUAAGCGAUUUAUAGAAUCAUCUCACAAGUCGUUAUCUGUCAUUCGUGUUUAUAAUAACAGGGUGUGGAGCUGUUGUAAACAACACCCUCAAAAGUCCAGGAUAUCCUAGCAGAUAUCCAAAUAACAUGGAUUGCGUCUAUCGGGUACAAAUUCCUCACGGAAUGAUAUUGAGAAUCGUCUUCAGAUCUUUUUACCUGGAAUCUAGGUAAGGACUUGCUUUAUCUACAUGAUUUCUUAAUAAUGUCAAUAUAGUUUUCUUACAUAAGCUAGGAAGGUUUACCUUAGUCGAUUCUAGAGAUCGGUAAUCAUUUGGGAUACUAAAAAGCUUCAGGUGUCGAAGAUCAUUUUUUAUAAUAAGUUAAGAGCUAUUUAGACUUGGGGAGGGAGAGUACUGGUUUCACUGGGCCCCCAAAACUCUGAAGUUAAAGAGCUUCAAAACUGAUUUCCUCGAUUAUUCAUACGAGUUUUAAGUAAAAUUGAAUAUAUUCCAGUAAGAAUAUAACUUCUUGUUCUAGAUAUGACUAUUUGACGAUCAAAAACGAAAACAAUCAGACCUUUGGAAGAUACACUGGUUUGCUGUAUGGAAAAUUUGUUGACGUUACUGGACAAUAUGCUGUGUUGUCUUUUCAAUCGGACGGAAGUAUUACAAAGCCUGGAUAUGUGCUGAGAUUCUAUUUUUACAGUUAGUGCAUUUACAAUUGUUUUUUGUUUUUGUUUUUUUUGUUUUAAUCAUUUUUAUCACAAACAACGCCAAACCUCGUUCCCAGGUUCUCUCUCCUACCCAUGUUAGCUUGCUCUGCAGGGAAGUGUAGGAGAGAACCCUGGGAACGAGGUUGAAACAAUGCCUACCUUAAACAUUAGUUCAACUGAUUGAUAUUCAUUUUUUGUGUGGUAUGCUUAAUAUAAUAUUAAAGGCCAAAAAUAAAAUCAGAUAGUUAAAAAUAGAACAUAAUUAUACACAGUUAAAACUGACGUCCCUUUUUUUUGCUCUUGAUCAGAAACAGUAUAAGAUAAAUCUAAACUAGUGAAAAUAACAUCUUUAUCGAAGUAGAGUAGAUAAAACCGGGCCUAAAAAAGCUGUCGGACCUGAGUGGCCAGUGCUGCGUCGAUGUCUUCAGACAUCGCUAUGUAAAUCCUAGGAGAUGAAGUAAAACUUUCCGUUUUUAUUUCUAUCUCCUCGAUACAUAUAUUUUUUUGCAAUUUCUAGAUGAUUUUUAAGUUUGUUUUUGUUUUUUAUCUCUCUCUCUCUCUUUAAAGGUCAAUAGAAAUCACGUGACCAGUAACCAGGGAAGCAAUCAAGCCAGAAAUUGCCAUAAUUAAACACACUAGUAUUUGUUAAGACUUUCCGGGAAAUAUCUUUUAGGGAAAGUAAGAAAUUUACAGCUAGCCCCAUUAAGAGUUCAGCAAUAUAUGCACGUAACCGACAUCAUCCCCACCAAACACAAAUGUGGGUUCUUUGAAUCUGGCCAUUGGCGUUUCACAAAACCACCAUGCUGUAGACCUACAGACGCACUUGGAGAAGACAAACAAUAAACUCACAUCAUAUAAAAUGAUAAUUCCCUUUGUAUUCUAUUUGCCGGUGCGUAGUUUGCUCUCCAAAUGGCCGUUUUCCUUAUUAUUAUUAUUAUUAUUAUUAUUAUUAUUAUUAUAAUUAUUAUUAUUAUUUAUUACAGGGUAUAAAAUCCGUUAAAAAGGGGCAAUUAUAUCAGUUUUUAGAUGUACGAAAAUCCUAGGAGAGGCAGGCAAGCAAGAAAAAAAAAAAAAAAAACCUACACUCAGGUAGGGUGCAUGCAUCUAGCACUGUUCAUUUUUUUUUUCUGCUUUCCCACAGGAAAUACCACAAACCCACCGCCAACUACAUAUUAUCCACCGCUGACAACCCAGAACCCGUCAGGUAAUAAAAAUAAGCAUAAAAAUAACUUUCAGCGCAAGAGGAUUCAAAUCGAAAUAUUAAAAAUGUUGGCUCAAUCGCUGAUGUUUCUAUUGAAGAUAGCGACAUCUCCAUAUCCCUCAGACUGAAUGAAAAGUGAAAAUGCGGUUCCUCCCAUAAUUGUCAAGUUUACUCAUCGUUGUGUCGGGGAUGCUCUUUACAAAGGAAAGUCGAGGUUAAAGAAUUUGACAAUCGAAGAUACUGGCUAAUGGGCAGUCAAGAUGAUAACAAGAUUUUUAUUCAAGAAAGUCUUACUCCAGCAAGAAGGGAGCUAUUUCACAAAUAUAAUGAGUUAAAGAAGAAAUGCAAACUUCGAUAUAUUUGGUCUUUCUAUGGGAACAUUUGUCUUCGUAAGAAUGAUACCAGCGCCCCAUUUAAAGUCUGCUCCGAGAAAGAUCAUGCAAAAUGGUCACCAGUGAUAUUCUCAUCCAAUUGUAUUACUCCUUAGUGUACCCUUUCCUAACUUAUGGCUUAAUUGUCUGAGGUAAUACUUAUGGUACAACUCUAAAACCUGUUGUAGGCAGUGCCAAUAAUUUCAUAUUCUCAUCGUGAUGCUCAUUCUAGUCCACUGUUUUCACAGCUAGCUUUAAUGAAGCUUAUGGAUCUUGUAACUAUUCAUACUGCCCUUUUUAUGUUUCAAUUCCAUCACAAUCUACUAAAUACAGCUUUUAACAACUUAUUUUUACUUGUAUCAUCUAAGCAUGGGUAUAGUACUAGGCUAGCGUCAAAGUCAACUUAUUAUAUUGAUCAGGUCAGAACUAAUCACAUAAAUUUAAUUUUCACUUCUCUGGUGCUUCUGUUUGGAAUAAUCUGGAUGGAAAUUUAAAAAGCAGUUCUUUGACAGUAUUGAAGCAAACGGGAAGGCAGAUAUUUUAUCAACUUACUGUUGUUGCUGACCAAUGUGGAAUAACUUAUCCUUAUUAAUGUAAACUUAAUAAUUCUCUGGUACCGUUUUUGUUUGCGUUUUUGUUUGUUUUUCUUUUAUGUUGUUCUAUUUUAUCUUAAUUACAUUAAUUAAUUAAUUAAUUAACUUAUGUUUAUCACACUUUUUUUAUCACAGUAUCUCCUAAAUUUAUGAUAUUUAUCCUUUUUAUUAUCGUGUGUUGUAACCAUAAAAUUUUUGCCAUUCUGAGUAGUUUUUUGCUUUAUCUAUUUUAAUUUAUGCUUUUCUUGUAAAUGUUUUAAGAUGAAAAAAUAAAAUGGUUAGUUGUUGUUGUUGUUGUUGUUAUUGUUGUAUUGCAUUAACCCCUGAUCAUUUUUUUUCUGCUGUCCCACAGGAAAUGCCACAAACCCACCGCCAACUACAUAUUAUCCACCGCUGACAACCCAGGGCCCGUCAGGUAAUGAAAAUAAGCAUGAAAAUAACUAAUGCGGCCGUACAUUGAUAGAAGUUACUCGACUUUCAAAACUAAGCAUCCUUUUUUAGAAACAAUAGUGUUCGUUUUUAUUGAGAUAAUAUUAACUGAUUUAUAGAAUUCACUCACAAGUCGUAAUCUGUCAUUCGUGUUUAUAAUAACAGGGUGUGGAGCUGUUGUAAACAACACCCUCAAAAGUCCAAGAUAUCCUAGCAGAUAUCCAAAUAACAUGAAUUGCGUCUAUCGGGUACAAAUUCCUCACGGAAUGGUAAUGAGAAUCAACUUCAGUUCUUUUCUCCUGGAAUCUGGGUAAGGACUUGUUUUACAGAAAUUAAUAACCAGCUUUUUGCCACCACAAAUCUUAAUCUGUAACACUAUAAUGUCAUUAUAUUUUUCUUACAUAAGCCAGGUGGGUAUACCUUAGUCGAUUCUGGAGAUCGGUAAUCGUUUAGGAAACUUACAAGCUUAAAGCUAUUCAGACUAGGGGGAGUACUGGUUUUAUAGGGCCCUCAAAACGUUAAAGUUGAAUAACUUAAAAAACCGUUUAAGCUUUGACCGCCAGUCAUGGCGAAUUUUCCUAAAACUUAUGUGAGAACUUUGUAACGUCGUCGUAACGUUAACAUUAACGUUCUCCACUUACCGUGGCAACCUAAUUUUAACGACCAUGUUUUUCAAAAUUUGCAUUUUUCUUAUGAGGGGUUUUAUUACCAUUUUUCACUGAUUAAAUAUAAUUAUGAUAAUACACUUAAUUUAGCAUUAUUCAAUCAAAUUUAUUAUAACUGCUAAUGUGAUCCAGACAUUUUAAGGUCCUUAUUUGAAGCGGGAAAAAAAGGAAAAAUUAAAAAAAAAAUUAAAAAAUUACCAAAUGACAGAUGAUGGGUACAAUUUUCAAAAGUUUUCAUUUCUCUGGGAUUUUUUUUUUUUUACAAAUAAUUAGCUUCUUAAGCAUCCUUUUAUACACAAAUUGAAUUUUACAUCACGAUUACCUUGAUUUAUACGAGCUUUGAGUAAAAAUUGACUAUAUUUCAAUAACAAUAUAACUUCUUCUUUAAAUGUUGUUCUAGAUUUGAUUACCUGACGAUAAAAAACGAAAACAAUCAGAACUUUGGAAGAUACAGUGGUGGGCAGUCUGGACAAAUUGUUGACGUUACUGGACGUUAUGCCGUGUUGUCUUUUCAUUCUGACGGAAGUGUGGGAUAUAGAGGGUUUCUGCUGAGAUUCUUUUUUUACAGUUAGUGCAUUUACAACGCCUUUCUUCAAUUAUUAGUUCAACCAUUUACAUGCAUUUUGUUUGUGUUGUUUGCUUAAACGGUAUAAUAUUUAAAGUUAAAAGUAAAAUAAAAUAUAAUAUAACAUUAUUAUGCAUAGUUAUAGCUGACUUCGCUUUUUUCACCCUAGAAACUGUUUAAGAUAAGUCUGAACUAGUGCAAAUAACAUCUAUAUCAAAAUAGAGUAGACAAAACCUGGUCUAGAAAAAAACGGGUGUCAUCGAAAAAGGAAAUGUUUUGUCUUCAAUUGUGUUCAAUUUAUAUGAUUUUUAAGAAGGGCUGGAAGAGUGCAUGCUUGUGAUAAGUUUAAAUGUACAUAUAUAUAUAUAUAUAUUCUCCAAAAGGCCAAUAGAAAUCACGUGACCAGUAACCAUGGAAGCAAUCAAGCAAUAAAUUAUCAUAAUUAAACACAUUAUUUCUUGUUAAAAUUUUGCGACAAAUAUCUUUUAGGGAAAGAAAGUUAUAGCCUCAAGAUUUCAGCAAUUUAUGUACACAUCCGAAAUACGUCUCCACCAAAUACAAAUGUAGGUUCUUUGAAUCUGGCCAUUGGCGGUUCACGAAACCACCAUGCUGUAGACCUACGGACGCACUGGGAGAAGACAAACAAAGACCUCACAUCAUAUAAAAUGAUAAUUCCCUUUGUAUUCUAUUUCCCAUUGCGUCUUUUGCUCUUCGGAUGGCGUUUCUGUUUUUUUGUAUUUUUUUUUUCAAUUUUUUUUUACACCCAAGGCCCGUUAGGUAAUGAAAAUAAGCAUGAAAAUAACUUUCAGCACAAGAGGAUUCAAAUCAAAUUGUUAGCAAUUAUUGGACAAGGUUGAACAAAAUAAUUGAUCUGCGAGACACUGACAAAUCACGAUAUAAUUGUUUUAUCAUUCGAUCACCGAGUUUGUUUUUUUUAAUGAAUAUCCUCGGGAAGCUAAGCUAUCUGCCAUUUUCACGCAAGAGCGAUCGCAAGAAGGAGAAAAGCACGGUUUCCUUUACGCAUGUACAGAAUAUUAUUUGCAGCCAAACACAGUUGGACGGCAUUGCGCAUGAGCACACCAUUAUUUGUAGGCAGUUUUUUGCAGGUCAAGGGUGGGCUCUUGGCCAAUGAAAAGGAAGAAACGUUUGCAUCGAAUGAUGAUUAAAAAUGUUGGCUCAAUCCUUGAUGUUUCUAUUGAAGAUAGCGACAUCUCCAUAUCCCACAGAAUGAAAUUAAGGUGAAAAUGCGGUUCCUCCCAUAAUUGUCAAGUUUACUUGUCGUUGUGUCGGGGAUGCUCUUUACAAAGCAAAGUCGAGGUUAAAGAAUUUGACAAUCGAAGACAUUGGCUAAUGGGCAGUCAAGGUGAUAACAAGAUUUUUAUUAAAGAAAGUCUUACUCCAGUAAGGAGGGAGCUAUUGUACAAAUAUAAUGAGCUAAAGAAGAAAUGCAAACUUCGAUAUAUCUGGUCUUUUUAUGGGAACAUUUUUCUUCGUAAGAAUGAUACCAGCGCCCCAUUUAAAGUCUGUUCCGAGAAAGAUCAGGCAAAAUGGUCACUAAUGAUAUUCUCAUCCAAUUGUAUCACUCCUUAGUGUUCCCUUUCCUAACUUAUGGCUUAAUUGUCUGAGGUAAUACUUAUGGUACAACUCUAAACCCGGCCUGUUGUAGUUUUACAGAAAAAGGAAGUGCGAAUAAUUACAUAUUCUCAUUGUGAUGCUCAUUCUAGUCCACUGUUUUCACAGCUAGGUUUAAUGAAGCUUAUGGAUCUUGUAACUAUUCAUACUGCCCUUUUUAUGUUUCAAUUCCAUCACAAUCUACUAAAUACAGCUUUUAACAACUUAUUUUUACUUGUAUCAUCUAAGCAUGGGUAUAGUACUAGGCUAGCGUCAAAGUCAACUUAUUAUAUUGAUCAGGUCAGAACUAAUCACAUAAAUUUAAUUUUCACUUCUCUGGUGCUUCUGUUUGGAAUAAUCUGGAUGGAAAUUUAAAAAGCAGUUCUUUGACGCUAUUGAAGCAAACGAGAAGGCAGAUAUUUUAUCAACUUACUGUUGAUGCUGGCCAGUGUGGAAUAACCUACCCUUAUUAAUGUAAACUUAAUAAUUCUCUGCUACCGUUUUUGUUUGCGUUUUUGUUUGUUUUUCUUUUAUGUUGUUAUAUUGUAGCUUAAUUUAAUUAAUUAAUUAACUUAUUUUUAUCACAUUUUUUCUAUCACACUAUCUCCUAAAUUUAUGAUAUUUUUCCUUUUUAUUAUCGUGUGUUGCAACCCUAUAAAUUUUUGCUUCAAUUCUAUUUCAAUUUAUGCUUUUCUUGUAAAUGUUUUAAGAUGAAAAAAUAAAAUGGUUAGUUGUUGUUGUUGUUGUUAUUGUUGUAUUGCAUUAACCCCUGAUCAUUUUUUUUUUCUGCUAUCCCAUAGGAAAUGCCACAAACCCACCGCCCACUACAUAUUAUCCACCGCUGACAACCCAGAACCCGUCAGGUAAUGAAAAUAAGCAUGAAAAUAACUAAUGCGGUCGUACAUUGAGAGAAGUUACUUGACUUUCAAAACUAAGCAUCCUUUUUUUUAGAAACAAUAGUGUUCGUUUUUAUUGAGAUAAUAUUAACUGAUUUAUAGAAUCCACUCACAAGUCGUUAUCUGUCAUUCGUGUUUAUAAUAACAGGGUGUGGCGCUGUUGUAAACAACACCCUCAAAAGUCCAAGAUAUCCUAGCAGAUAUCCAAAUUACAUGAAUUGCGUCUAUCGGGUACAAAUUCCUCACGGAAUGGUAAUGAGAAUCAACUUCAGUUCUUUUCUCCUGGAAUCUGGGUAAGGACUUGUUUUACAGAAAUUAAUAACCAGCUUUUUGCCAUCGGAAAUCUUAAUCUGUAACACUAUAAUGUUAUUAUAGUUUUCUUACAAGCGAGGUAGGUAUACCUCAGUCGAUUCUGGAGAUCGGUAAUCGUUUAGGAAACUAACAAGCUUAAAGCUAUUCAGACUAGGGGGAGUACUGGUUUUAUAAGGCCCUCAAAACGUUAAAGUUGAAUAACUUCAAAACCGUUUAAGCUUUGACCGCCAGUCAUGGCGAAUUUUCCUAAAACUAAAAUGAGAACGUUGUAAAGUCGUCAUAACGUUAACAUUAGGGAGCUUAAGCAACUACGACAACAACCACAACGACGACUUCAAAAAAACAAUAGCUUUAAUGAUCAAAACAACAGCUCUGCACGCGUCACGCUUUUUACUACAUUUCUUUGACGUCUACCGCACUACGACGUGAAACCUCCUAAUUUGACGUUUUAUGGAGGACUUGGAUAUACGACGACGGAUUUUCCUUCAUCUUUUUGAACCUGAAUAAAAUUCUUAAGAAUUCAAACCCAGGAAAAGUCGCCUGCGUUUGACAUAUUGAGCGGGUCCAAAUAGAUGCGAUUAAGUUUGAACAAGAGACUAUAGAGGGGACAGAGACGAGCUCGAGACGAAUUACCUAUGGAAUAGGGUGUAUAUCGGGGAUGCCCUCUCUGUCCCCUUUAAAGUCUCUUGGUUUGAAAGAACGCAAAUUCAUUUUUUAGCGACGUUUUCUCUGCCUUCGUCAUCGUCCUUGCUUAAGGUCCCGAUUAACGUUCUACGCUUGCCGUGGUAACCUAAUUUUGACAACCAUGUUUUUAAAAAUGUGCAUUUUUCUUAUGAGGGGUUUUAUUCUCAUUUUUCACUGAUUAAAUAUAAUUAUUAUAGUACACUUAAUUUAGCAUUAUUCAAUCAAAUUUAUUAUAACUGUUAAUGUGAUCCAGACAUUUUAAAGUCCUUAUUUGAAGUGGAAAAUAAGGAAUAAAAAAAGAAUUUAAAAAAUGAGCAAAUGGCAGAUGAUGGGUACUUUUUUCAAAAGUUUUCAUUUCUCUGGGAUUUUUUUUUUAAUUUUUUAAUUUUUUAAUUUUUUUUUUUUACAAACAAUUACCUCAUUAAGCAUCUUUUUAUACACAAAUUGAAUUUUACAUCAUGAUUGGCUUGAUUUAUACGACUUUUAAGGAAAAUUGACUAUAUUUCAAUAACAAUGUAACUUCUUCUUUAAAUGUUGUUCUAGAUAUGACUACCUGACGAUAAAGAACGAAAACAAUCAGAACUUUGGAAGAUACACUGGUGGGCAGUCAGGAAAAAUUGUUGACGUUACUGGACGUUAUGCCGUGUUGUCUUUUCAAUCUGACGGAAGUGUGGGAUAUAGAGGGUUUCUGCUGAGAUUCUUUUUUUACAGUUAGUGCAUUUACAACGUCUUUCUUCAGCUAUUUAUAACUAUUUAUAUGCAUUUUGUUUGUGUUGUUUGCUUAAAAGGUAUAAUAUUUAAAGCUAAAAGUAAAAUAAAAUAUAAUAUAACAUUAUUAUGCAUAGUUAAAAAUGACUUAGCAUUUUUCACUCUAGAAACUGUGUAAGAGAAGUCUGAAGUAGUGCAAAUAACAUCUAUAUCAAAAUAGAGCAGAUAAAACCUGGUCUAAAAAAACAACGGGUGUCAUACAAAAAGGAAAUGUUUCGUCUUCAAUUGUGUUCAAUUUAUAUGAUUUUUAUGAAGGGCUGGAAGAGUGCAUGCUUGUGAUAAGUUUAAAUGUACACACACACAUAUAUAUGUAUAUAUAUUUAUACACAAAAAUAUUACAUUCUCCAAAAAGCCAAUAGAAAUCACGUGACCAGUAACCAUGGAAGCAAUCAAGCCAUAAAUUAUCAUAAUUAAACACAAUAGUUCUUGUUAAAAUUUUCCGAGAAAUAUCUUUUGGGGAAAGAAAGUUAUAGCCUCAAGAGUUCAGCAAUUUAUGAACACAUCCGACAUUCGUCCCCAUCAAAUACAAAUGUAGGUUCUCUGAAUCUGGGCAUUGGCGUUUCACAAAACCACCAUGCUGUAGACCUACGGACGCACUGGGAGAAGACAAACAAUUAACUCACAUCAUAAAAAGUGAUAAUUCUCUUUGUAUUCUUUUUCCCAGUGCGUCUUUUGCUCUUCAGAUGGCGUUUUUUUUUCACUUUUUUUUUUUACAGCUGGAUGUCUAUUCCACUGGCCACAACAACGAUAACAAAAAAAACAACAACAACAACAACAACAACAACAACAAAAACAAAAACAUACACUCAGGUAGGGUGCAUGCAUCUUCCACUGUUCAUUUUUUUUUCUGUCUAUCCCAAAGGAAAUGCCACAAACCCACCGCCAACUACAUAUUAUCCACCGCUGACAACCCAGAACCCGUCAGGUAAUGAAAAUAAGCAUAAAAAUAACUAAUGCAGGACUUACAUUCACUUGAUAAUACUUUUCCCUAUAAAUGAGGCAGUUAUCCUGGAUUCAAAUAGUAUUCAGUCUUCUUACACUUAUCAUCAUCAUCAUCUUAAUUAUCAUUAUUAUUAUUAUUAUUAUUAUUAUUAUUGUUAAGUUUCCGAAAUUUUCAGGUUAAUCAGUGAGAUCGUCUUUUUGAGACCUUACGUUUUAUUGUUUUUUUUAAAAUUAUUUCCGUCCAGCCCUAACUGCACAAAAGCAAAAAUGAUCUUCCUCUCUUCAUGUAACUAGAACAACUAAACGGCCCUUCAUCCAUUCAUCCUUACUCACACUGAUUCACUCACACUUAGAUUUAAGGAAAGUCAAGCUACCUUGUAUACAUUGACCUUGAAAAUGUCAGCGAUAUACAGAUGCAGCAACGGAUAAGGGAUAACGAGGCCUCCCCAAUCAUACCUAGUCACAAUAAGUACUAUAGACUGCGUUUAACGCUGGAUACACAUAUAAACUGAAUUAGCCAAUCGGUAGUUAAAAGUGUUAACUCUAGAUUUAAAAUUUAAGAAAGGGAAAUUAAGGCUGAUGUCACAUUUUGUUUGCAUUUAAUGUUCUCCUCUGUCUGUGUUUAAUUCAAACUAUUUCGCCUUUUAAAACCUCAUGCAUCAAGAACUUGGGGUAACCCUUCGCUUUCAAUACGGAACCUCUAGUAUAACUUUCUUUAGGCCCAGUCCUCACGUAUCCGGCUUUUUUGUACACCAAAUUCCCUCCCCUCCCCCUCCCCCCCACCCCUGUUUUCGAGAAAGAAAAAUACGGUUCCACACGUAGCCUAUUCGAAUCGUUUUCGCCCACUAAAACGAUGGAAAUGCGAUAGCAUCACUUACGGAGCACGCGCAGUGCUAGUAUGUUAUGAUGUAUGACAUCAUUGCGUGUUUACAACUUCCUUUUUCGUCCGUCCACAGUCAAUAUUUUUCUUUUCCUGUUUGGCAGGGUGUGGUGGUGUUGUUAACAACGUCCUCAAGAGUCCUAGAUAUCCCCUGAACUACCCAAACAACAUGGAUUGUAACUACUGGGUGCUUAUUCCACUCGGUUAUGUGCUGAACAUUUCCUUUAGUUCUUUUGAGCUGGAAUAUUCAUGGUCCUGCAGGUAAAGACUAGUUUUGAAUUAUCACCAUCAACAUUAGAAAAAACAGAAAAUAUUAUUAUGAUGAUAACAACCUGAUUUGUUGCAAGACAGUACAGGCUCGCACAACUUCGCUUUUCAACAGCCAUUUGCAAGGUGGCGUCAAUUUAAUACUACUACUAAAAAAAUUAUUUCGUUUUCCCUUUUAUAUUCAAUGGUGGUUUUCCAAAGAGGCCUAUUUAACUCGUUUUGCAGCAAUGUUACAAAAUUUGUUGCUCGUUCUUGUUGCGCGUUUUACCCUGGCUUUUAGCCUGCAGCGCAGGCGUUUUCUUCGGGCGCGCGAAUUUUUUUUCUCGCGAAAGCGCCAUGUUGAAACUACUCUCCCAAUCCUCCUCUGUCAUAAAAUCAAAGAUGGCGGCUACAACAAUACGAACAUGAACAAGCUUUCCCCCACCCAAAAUACACUUGCACUGAGGCUACCUAGCUUUAGGCGCUUAAUUUCACAUCAUAUCGGAUGGCUUUUGCGUGGGCACGAAACCACAUUGGAUGGGGUUUCUGUUCAAAUAACAAUGAAAACGGUGAUUUCAGCACGAUUUCUAUGCCGGAAGAAAGCUGCGCCGCACUGAUCUCUGAAGUGGAGAGCAACAUAUCGGAAAGGUGUUCACGCUAUAGCUUUUCGUGACGGCACAAUAACCUAUCCGCUCUAGCGUGUACAAUUGUGUGUACUUAACAAUUAUUCCUCGAGCCCGAAUGGGCUCUGAGUCAAUAGCCAAUGAGGCCGAAGGCCGAAUGGGCUAUUGACUCAAACUCCACGAGGGCGAGAGGAAUAAUUGUUUUAGUAAAAUCCAACUAGUUGGUCAAAAAUAUCGAGACAAAACAACUUUAGCUAGUUAAAGCUAGACUUUAAUCCUUUUUUGCUUCCUAAAAGCCGGCGCUUUUCGCUACUAAAGGGCUAUAACAUAUAGCCUAGUUAAUCAGAAUGCAGCAUUGAUAAUAGACCACUCUUUGGAUUUUACUAAUUGUAUAUAGGCUUGGAUUUAAAACUGAUAAUAUUAAAAAUAUGAAAUAUAUCAAGAAAUAGAUCUUUACAACAAUUAAAUAAAAAUGAACAGAAAACAACGAUAAAACAAGCAAAACAAACAACAACAACAUCAACAAAUACAACUAAACAAAUCAAUAAAAUUUUAAUUACAUUAGGGUCACGAAAUCUCCUCUCUUUUCAAAAGACUCAUCAAAUAAAGAUUGUGUCUGCUUACUUAAUUUUCAGUGCUUGAAAUAAAGGCGCUUGGAGCCACCACCAUUCGAGAUUACUUGCUCCUAUUUGUAGUUUUCUUUCGAAUGGUAUACAAAGAAAAAACAAAACAAAACAAAAUUAGACAAAGAUACUUUGUUUGUAUGUUUCGUUGCAAGCAUUCUUUCCUACUUUCGCCUUUUCCGAAAAGACGCCGACUGUUUUGAUUAUUUUUUUGCAGAUAUGACUACUUAAAGAUUACUAAUGAGCACAAUCAGACCGUUGGAAAGUACUGCGGAGUAAAAACUGGACGAAAUGUUUACGUCACUGGGCGCUUUGCUGUGAUAUCAUUUCACUCCGACGGAAGUCGUGCAUUUAGUGGAUAUCUGCUAAAUUUUUCAUAUAUCAGUGGGUAUAUUUUUUUUAACGUUUACCUACUUUUAACCCGAAGUAAAGAGUAUUUUUAACGGUUUUCGAACCUAAACGCGUAUACGCUAUGGACAGGUAUAUAGUGGAGUACAUAGUGAGACACUAUGACAGGGCAUUUAUUUUUGGGGGUUGCUGUUCUGCUUAAGUAAAAUCGCUAUCAAUAAUCCCCGGAUGUGAUUUUUUAUUGAGAAAAUUCUAAGAGACAAAAUAUGCCUCCUUUUGUUAUUCGUUAGACUAUCUCACAUUUCGCCACGCCCAAAACAACCUAUACCUGUCUCUGAAGUACAAAAACCUCCGAAGGAAGGUCAGAAACAUUUUGGCAACUUGGCAAGAAAAGUCACAUAUUACAUGAACCUUCAGAUUAUUCAACCACAACGUAUCAAGCCUUUAAAUGCUGAAAAAAAGUAUUGAUAACUUUUCGUCCAGUAUAAGCGUUGGCUUUCAAAGAUCAUGGCAAUGAAUUAAUUAAGAUGUGUUCUUCCCCUUUGAACUUGUGUGAACUUCAGAAUCUUCAGCAUAUAAAGCAGCGUAACUGUAUUAACGGACAUUGGUUAUUUCAUUUAUUUGAACGUUAAAAAGGGUCGGUCAAAGUAUUGACCCCUUGAGAGACGCCUAUUAGAAGAGCCACAACCACAACACGAGAGAAACUGAGUUAUAUUAGAAAGAUAGGCCUCAUCCACUCCACGGCUGUGGCGCGUACACCGUAUGCUUGCAGUUUGUCCAGAAGAGUAGCGUGAGCAAUCUCGUCGAAUGCAAGAAAAAGAAAGCACAUAUGACGCUUUCCCGUUUGUCCAUAGCCAAUUUCCAUGAAUCGACUGUUCUGAUCAAUGCAGUUGUAGCUAGUAGAAGAUUCUUUGACGAAGGCAAACUGGUGCUGUUGAAUUAGAUCUGCUUCUUUAAGCUUGUAGCUCUUGGAUUUUCGAGAUGUAAGACAGGACUGACAUAGGUUUAUAGUUGUCGCUCUCUGAUCUCUUGUCACCCUUAUACACUUUAGUUACUUUCGCGGGUUUCCAAGAGGUGGGAUAUAUUCCUUGAUUGACAGACUCAUUGAUAAAAAUGAGUGACGACCUGGCUGAUGUGGGGUGCAGCGAUCUUUAAUGCUAUUGUGGGAAUCCCGCCAGAAACAGUAGCUUUAGACGCGUCGAUUGUGUAUCAAGUUAUGAACGUCCUGGUGGCGCAAGUUGUGGCAGAUUGAGCAUGUGAGGGCUGGUGGUUUCCUUAGUUUGAUUGUUACGGUAGAUCGUACGCCCGUCAAAAGUCCCGUUCACACCACAGCUUAAACACUUAAAGCUGUUUAGCUAAACACGUUUUAAUUUUUUUUCUUUUAUAAAAGCUGCUUACUGACUUAAAACUGUGAAAGGUUUGAACCCAGGAGUCAUUUCAAAAGUAGGUUGAGUUUGAUCAUCCGGGAGAACGUAGUCCUGAAUAGGACUGUUGUUUUUGACAGUGACUGACGUUUCGACAACCUGUGCGGUAGUCAUCAACGUGGUUUGUAUCACGUCAGUUGAUGGUAUUAUACUCUGGUUAUUGAUAUGAUUGGUCAAUUACGUCGCGAUGUUAAUGGUCGUCUGUCAGUUAAGCCGUGAUGUUAUUGGCUAUGAAGACUCGUAAUCAGUAAUUGGUGCGUUUCGAUCCGUCUAUUUACUGACUUAAGUUGACUCCAAAUUUAGUGCAAAUUACAAAACAUGAUGAAUUUUAUUUAAAUCCUGUGUGAAACCCAGCUGUGUUCCAGUUUUCCGUGUCUGUUUUUCAUUUUUUAAAACCUGGUUUAAUUAAACAUGUUUAGUUGGUGUGAAUGGGGCAUAGAAAAGACGACACAAUGGUUGUGAAAUAUGGUUUAAUGAUUCUGCAGUACGGCUCAAGGGUCAUGCAGUUCGUUCCCAUCUACUACCACGUUCUGAAUUUCACUACCCUUAUCUUAAAUUUACCAGGCAAAGCUUUGCGAAGUAUAUAUAGUUUACCUCAUAGAAAGUGCUUUGUACGGCGUUAUAUUCACGGAGUUGUUUGUGUCAAAAGCACUCUCUCGCUCGUACCUCGCUCGUUAAAACAACUCGUGAAUAUAGAUUGUUUUCACUGUCACGGAACAAAAAAAUAAAUUGGAAAUCGUCCAGUGGAAGAGGCCAAGAAAAUGAAAUGUUAUAAUAGACUAAUGAACAAUUUGUCGACGUCUCAGGUCUUUGUGGCCACAGUUUCUGAGUUAUUUGCAGAAAAAUCUCACGCACCUUUGGAGAGCUAAUUGUAUAGAGACGCUAUAUUGGUGUACCGUUUUGGUGUACCAAUAUGGCCUCUCGUAAUUCAUAAAAACAUCUGGAGUUCACUUUUUUUAUAAAAGCUCUUUCUUUUCACUCGAGAACUAGCAUACGUGCGGAUAAACAUAUCUUCUAAUACUUGAAAUUGUUAUACUGCUGAAAACCAAGAGAAUAAGAGACAGCAUUCCUAUUUUGGUGUCACGCACUGUGAAAACUCGGAAGUUCAAAUUGCUGUAUUUUUGAAAUGAAACGUGCUACGGGAAUGGAAACUUCGACAAAGAUUUACUUUUUGUUUAUCUUUAACCUGGUGUAAAUACCAAUUCGUAAAACCUCGUUAUUUUGACUUUACAAUUUGAUGACGUCACUGUGAAAAUCAUCUAUUACCCCGUACAAAGCACUUUCAGAUUAAUAUUACACAUAUCACGAGAAUUUUCUCUGAAAUAGUUUUCUCAAUGUAACACAUAUUACUAAGAGCAAAUCACAAAGAGUAGAACCAGAUGCAAAUUUAACAGUAAUUGCAAAUCUCGCAGCACAUCCUAUAUCCUCAUCGUGCUGAACAGAAAAUUUACUUGCAAAAGUUUAAUCUAGUAAGUACGUUACAAAAAACAGACCUAAGUGAUGUGUGCUGUAUUAUUAUUCUCCGUCGUUCUUCCGAACUUGAAGUAGAAAAAAAAUGGCGAUUAACACGUCGGGAUCUCUUUCAUCAAUAUUUUCCAACUCUCUCCGCUCGUUCCUUGAAACUAAAACCUUUUUAAUAACGAUCGCUCUGUGUUUUGCUUGAUGCGCUCUUGUUUUCUUGAUGCUGCACAAACUCUUCUAAGGAGCAACCACCCGACACAGACCUGUUAUUUUUUCCUUCGUUCCCACUAUUUUCUGAAGAAAAAUUUGGAAGCGCCCCAAAAAAGCCGCCAAAUCUAGAAAACAAUUGAAUGCCAAAGAUGAAAGACUCUGAUUGGAUCAAAAUCAUCUACGCGGUCGUUGAUUGGUUAUACUUCCGCAUGUGAAAACAGCUGUACACCGUAGUCUGAUUGGCUGUAUAAGCUUUUCUCACAUGUGAAAAUAAAGCGUAUAAAUUUCUACAAACAAGCUUUAACAAAUAAAACUCUCGUGAUACGGGUAUUAAAUAAUGAUAUACUUCCCUCAUGACUAACACUUACGUUAACCGGUAUUUACUUGUUUCCUGUCUGCCUUGCACAUGAUUUGUUUUACAAAGUCCUUUUGAGAAAAACAUGAAAUAAACUAGCUUACAUUAUGCUAUAUUGUCCACAACAGUGGGAAGGAAACCUUUUGAGCUGGUACAACAGGGCUGUCUAAUCUGACCUGUGGGUUUGAGUGCAGGUUAACUUAACCCUUUAAGCCCUAAGAGUGAUCACGAUCAAAUUUCUUCUUGUGAUACCAAUGCUUUGUGAAACAGAGUGGUCACGAGAACUACAGACAUGAUCACACAAGAUGAAUUUGUUUGAUACUUUAUCAACUUCUCCCCCACUUCUGUAGGAAAUGACUAGGGGCAACAAAUGAGAAUUCAAAUUUUGAUCUUAGGGUUUAAAGGGUUAAGUUCCAAUGUGAUCCCAAAGUUGAUAUUUGUUUAACUGUCAGUUUGCAUUAUCAUGUUUCCGCCACAGGUAACUCCACAUCAGCUCCACCUUCAUUUACAACUUCUUAUCCACCUUAUCGUAAGUAAACAGCAAGACACAAUACAUUACAAUCCACUAUACAGUUAGAGAGUAUCCAUAAAGCUUUACUACGUUUUGUAAUAUUGUUUUGUAUAACAUAGGGUCAAGUAUUAAUUUAAUGGUUAAUUAAUAUCAUUGUUUUCAGAAGUUGCAUUUUAAUAAAUGAGUAAGGACAAAAACUUAUGAAUGAAUGAAUAAAAAUAAAAAGAUAUUUAGUUUAUAAUCAAAUUGAUAGGUAGAUAAACACCUAGACAGGCAAAUAAAUAAGCUGUUUUUCUUUAGCUGCGACUGGUCAAUUUGGUGAAGGAACGUCUUGUUCUGGAAUUUGCAAGUUUUACCGUUCCAUGUUCACCAACGCAGCAAGACAACACAGAUUCUUUAGCAUUACCCAAGGCGCUUCUUACAUUCAUACUUUUUUUUUUAGUUUUUAUACUUUUAGUUUUUAUUUGAAUGUUUAAUUGUCAGUUCAACAGCAACAUUGAGCUAAAGGCACACCAGUAAGAAUGAAAAAAAAUAAUAAUAAAAUAAAUAACAAAAGGUAAAAUGCCCCUGCCUCACUAGUGAGCUUAACCCGAGUUGAAAGACUUCCUCUGACUGUAGAUAUGAGAUUCCGUUAACUUAAACAACUUCAGACAUUUUGAAUUCGUGUAAUACCGCUGCUUUAAACAAUAAAAGAGCGCUAUUGCUGUGUAUGAACAUAUUUGCCUGUAUUUAUCAAAUUAAGCCACUGUUUACCCAACGGGCAUACCAGUGCUGACAGUGAGACCAACUUUUGGAACACCAGGACCAAGCACCCAGAGGUAAGCCGUAGCACUGUUUCGUUACAAUUCAAACGAUAUGUCAUGAAUACACUUACCAUCGAGUCAAAAACAACUUGCAUUGCAAUUGGUUGAGGGUACUGUUUGCAAAACCUUAACUGUAAAUUAAAUUUGAUAACCGAUUAUACUUCAAUUCCCUCCAGUGCGAUAUUCGUCAUUCUCACCCACAACAGCGACAAUAUGAAACUUUACUCCUCCUACCCCGAGUUAAUCACUUUUCGCUUAAAGGUUUGGGGAGUAACGUGACCAGCCCAAACAGGGCUUUUUAUUGUGUCUUGUGGGAGAAAGAUAGAAGAUUCGGAGAAUGAAGCUAGACUAAGUAAGGGUGGUGGGAGGGGAAGGUGGUGUUUCUACACAAGUCAUCCAUUUUCCUUUACUUUUAAAACUUUAUUCACACUGGAUUCCUUAAAGAGAAACCCCAAUAUUAAAUUAAUUUAGACAGACUGAAAGUACCCAAAAGAAGUUUAUUUACAUAGAAAAAUGCUUUUCUCUCCUACUGUAUUUUUUGCCGCUAAAAGAGGCCUUUAACUGACAGAGACAAUUUCGAUCUUUCCGCGCCCACCAUUUUGGUCGGCGCGGAAUACAUCACUUAAUAUAUUACUUAAAUCGUAGUUUGGUUUAAGUAAACUAAGGUAUUCAAUUACAGAACUGCCUUCGAUUUUAGUUUCCGUUUUUUUUUUGUUUAUAGUACACAACUCUUGCUGUCAUUACUUUCCAUAACCUGUCUAAUAUUUUAUUUCAGCCGCCUCAGAUACUACAUUAAUGUUUUCCGAGCCUUACUCGACCAGGUAAAUGAAUAAUACAAACAACAAGUGUCACGUAAUAGCCUUAACUGAAAAUUAUUUAUUGUACUGAUUUGGGGCAGCAGGGAUGGUGCAAUGGUUUAUUGGCGACAGCACUCGACCCCUCCCCCCGCAAACGUCGCUCGGAUCAGUUCCCUGAUUAGAAUCCAUAUGGCGGUUGAUUUACAUUGUAGUUAAUACUGGUUUCAUUUCCCCCCAUUACCAGCUCCUGUUUGCUAGUGAUAAACAGGCUCACCAGGCAAAGUCCGAUAGUUUGGUCUAAGAUAAAUUAUAUUGAUCAUGAACUAAAGAUCGUAUACUUGGUAAUACUUCGCCCGAAGCUCUAACAUCCUAAAGGUGGACAUGCUCACUGCGUACAUCGCUAAUAAAAAAAAAAAUGUACACUGUCACAGUUGAACGUGUACAGAAAACGAAGACACCCCGUUCUUGUUCCAAUAGCUAAUACCAUCCUAGUCGGUUUGAUUAGUAGCAUGAUAAAGAAAACAGGGUCGAUCAAUUGAGAUACUCAUAUGGUACGGAGAUAAUUAUAAAUUUGUAUUUUGGUCCUAGCUUGAAGUUACAUAUUAACAAUUCUGAGCUUGAAAAAUGCGUCUCCCCCCAAAAAACGUUCUGGCGAGCAAAAACUGCCCUUUUCCUAUCUGAAAUGUAUCAGAGGCUACGUACGAGUAAAGGGGGUCUAAUUAAACCAGGAUGAUAACUACCUGAGUGUGGUGUCAGUGGAUUUUCUCAGCCUUUUCUUCCAAUUCUGGAAGAAUUUCUACAACACCUUAGUCGAAAGCUUCUUUUUUGAAUUCUUGUAAUUUAAGCCCAAGGAUUGACGAGCAGAUAUUUACUUUCUGUUUUCGUUAUUUUUUUUAAGUGUGUAUAUUUCGUGGGUGAUAUUCAUUAGACUUUACCGAGAACUUAUGUGUAAAUGUAUAACAAACGAACAGUUAGAAACAAAGGAAGUAAAAAAAAGACUAAUUUUCCAAAGUCAUUUUUUUCAACUUGUGUUCUUUGUUUGUAGAUGGAAUAUAUUGUGGAUAAUGAUCUCUCCGGUAAUAUCAGUGUACGGGAACACAAAGGUAAUGUAGCGAAAGUUGAACACAAUGUUCAUAUAUUUCAAAAAAAUAAUAAAAUAAACACAGUCAAUAAUGAUUUAGAGAAACAUAAACAUGUAAAAAAUAACGAAAUAAUGUUCCCACGUUUCGGCGAAAUGACGCCAUUAUCAAGGCAUGGAAAAAAACAUCAAAAAUGCAAGUUCAAAAGGAAUGUACUGCUAACAGGAGCGUCUCGAUAGAUACUAAUCAAAUUCUUCUUUCUAGCCAUUGGCUGGAGCUAUCUCCAUGAUCUUUCGCACAAGUUUGUAAAAAGAUUGAAACUACUAUGACGUGAAAUUGCAUGUCAAAAGACCUUCGUUUUCUACAGAUAACAGCCGAACAUCAAAAUUAAAAAAAAAAACUUCAUCACAAAAUAUCUCGAUGACGCUCUCACAGAUUCCGCUUAAACUGCACAAAUAUCGAGGCGGGUUUUGGAGGAAAAAGCUCCCGUGAACGAUUUUGGAAGAGCAGCUCCCAGUGCCGAGAAAAACUGCUGCAAGUAUAAUAGGUGAUGGCGUCAUUUCGUUGCUAAGACAACUCUGAUGUCAUUGCAACCCUAAUAAUAACAAAUUGUCUCAUACAAUUGUGGUUGCAUUUUUUUUACAAAUCUUUGUUUAUGGCGCCGUAGUUUAUGCUCAAACUUGGGACACUGAAAAACUGUAUCGAGCCACCUUAAAUUAAGUACUCUAAAUUUGCAUGAUUGAAAGAGCUAUUAGACAGAGAUUUAACGAAUUAAAUCCGUUUGCACCUUCAAAAACAGUCUUAGUUUUUUGAUGUCAGGCAUUUCGUUACUGAGGUAAUCAAAUUUGUUCUUGCAUUUUUUCCCUACACCACUACACAAACUACAAUAACUACACCAACUACACCAACUACAACAGCUACACUAACUACAUUAGCUACAGUAACUACAGCAACUACAACAACAACAUUAACUACAUUAGCUACAGUAACUACACCAACUACAACAGCUACACUAACUACAUUAGCUACAGUAACUACACCAACUAGACCAACUAGACCAACUACAACAACUACAGCAACUACAGCAACUACAGCAACUACACGGACUACACCAACAACAGUAACUACACCAACUACACCAACUACAUCAACUACACCAACUACAGUAACUUCACCAACUACACCAACUACAUCAACUACUGUAACAGUAACUACAGUAACUACACCAACCAAACAAAGUACACCAACUACGCUAACUACAGUUACUACAUUAACUACAGCAACUACACCAACUUUACCAACUACAGCGACU